CACUCGGCAGCCAUCAACGUCAUUGAGCAAACAUAUGAUUUGGUUGUUUUUCUUUAAAAUCCUUGUUAUUUUUCAAAUUCCACUCAAAAACCAUAUAUUUGCAAUAAAUAACGAUAAAUAAAAAUAACAAAUUGAAAAAUGACCAAAACAGUUCUUGUUACUGGAGGAACUGGUCUCGUUGGCAAGGCGCUAGAAACCGUGAUCAAAGAGAGGAACACAUCAGAUGUUUGGUACUUUGCCGGUUCAAAAGACGGAGAUCUCACAGUCCUGACUGAAACGAAGGCACUGUAUGAGAAAGUGAAGCCCACUCAUGUCAUCCACUUGGCUGCCAUGGUCGGCGGAUUGUUUUAUAAUAUGAACAACAAUCUUGAUUUUUUGAGAAAGAAUCUUCAAAUUAACGACAAUGUCCUACAAACUGCCUUCGAACAUGGCUGCGUGAAAGUUGUUUCCUGUCUCUCCACCUGCAUAUUCCCCGACAAGACUACAUAUCCCAUAGAUGAGACCAUGGUUCACAACGGGCCACCUCAUGACUCCAACUUUGGAUAUUCCUAUGCCAAGCGUUUGAUUGACGUCCAAAAUCGAGCAUACUUCGAAAAGAACGGCUCCGUGUUCACUUCGGUGAUUCCAUGCAACAUUUUUGGACCCCACGACAAUUUCAAACCAGAAGUCAGCCACGUCAUUCCAGGGAUGAUCUAUCGAAUGCAUAAACUGAUAAACGAAGAUACAGCGACAAAAGAAGAAGAUAAGGUCUUCACGGUCUUUGGGAGUGGAAAGCCUCUCAGGCAGUUCAUAUACUCCUUAGAUUUGGCAAAACUAAUGCUCUGGGUAUUGGAAGACUACGACAAGGUCGAUCCAAUCAUAUUGUCAGUUGAUGAAUCAGAUGAAGUAACCAUCUUACAAGUUGCCGCCUCAAUUGCUAAAGCAUUUAAUUUCAAGGGAAAAAUCGUCUGUGAUACUAGCAAAGCUGAUGGCCAAUAUAAGAAAACUGCCUCUAAUAAGAAACUAAGAACACUCAAGCCCGAUUUUAAGUUUUCCAACUUUGAGGAAUCAAUAAACACAUCGGUGAAAUGGUUUAUCGAAAAUUAUGAAACUGCAAGAAAAUAAUUCAAUUUUUUGAAAUUUGUAUGUUACUUGCUUUUGUUAAGUUAAAAAUUUAUUUUUGUAUGAAUUCAAUUUCAAAAAACUUUAAUGUUUUCGAUUCGUUGCGAGUUUAAACAAAACAAUAAUUAUAUUUUGAAAAAUGGA
Messenger RNA from Eupeodes corollae, 1245 nucleotides. It is a transcript of the gene Gmer, whose product is annotated as probable GDP-L-fucose synthase. Bases 139 to 1104 code for a protein of 321 amino acids. Gene Ontology annotation, molecular function: GDP-L-fucose synthase activity. NCBI's taxonomy places the organism in Eukaryota, Metazoa, Arthropoda, Insecta, Diptera, Syrphidae. The transcript is spliced from 5 exons. The record is from RefSeq and is a predicted model, not a curated record. Gene Ontology annotation, biological process: nucleotide-sugar biosynthetic process.